This is a messenger RNA of Paramuricea clavata, 238 nucleotides long. The record is from the annotation of a GenBank genome assembly. Lineage: Eukaryota; Metazoa; Cnidaria; Anthozoa; Malacalcyonacea; Plexauridae.
GAGUAUAAAGAGUGCUCAUGAACUGAAAUGUGAGAUAAAUCAUAAAGGAUCGUCUGAAGAGAUGGAAGUUGUGGCUGCUGUAGCAAUUUUCAGCAGAAGUAUAAACACUAGACAAUUGAAGUAUACAACGUUUGUCGGGGACAGAGAUAACAGCAGUUUUGGUCGGGUCAAGGAGGCACUUGAAAGAGAAUUUGGUGUUGCUUAUCAGAUUAAAAAGGAGUGUGUGGGACAUGUAUAG